CGGGCACGCGCGAUCGUCAUCGUCACGGUGCUCUGCGGGCGCGCGUUGGAGCCAAACCGAGCGCGUGCACGGAGCCGCCGGCGGCGUGCUCGCGUGCAGCAGACAGGCAGGCAGCGCCCGUCCGUCCCGGUUCCGGUCCCAUCCCGCACCAUGACGAGCUCCGGGGAGCUGGCGCAGAGCGCGCCGCUGCUGGCGCACGGACCCGCGCGCAGCCUGGUCUACAAGGCGCUGUGCUUCGUGAUCCUGGUGCUGCAGGGCGGCGUGCUGGACUUCUACCUCAUCAUCUUCAACGACCUGUACUGGUGCUCGUGGAUCGCCACCGACCUGGUGGUGGUCUCCGGCUGGGGCAUGUUCUUCAUGCGCAACGCGCGCAGCAAGCGGGAGCGCGCCUGCGGCUUCCACCAGAAGAGCUCCAUCUUCGGCUGCAGCCUGGGCGAGUUCACCUACGCCUACCUGGCCUGGCUCAUCUACGUCAUCGCCUGCACACCGAAGGUGGUGCUGAUCCUGGAGACGUCCAUCGCGGCGCAGAUCGCCGCCCAGGUGCCGUGCGGGCUGACGGGCCUGCGCGCCGCGGUGCUGCUGUCCGCGCCGCUGCUCUUCUGCCUCGUCAACUCGCUCGUGGAGGAUCCCAACGGCGCCACGCGCCACCACGCCCACAGCUGCUUCCUGAGCACGUGCGUGGACCUGCUGGACGGCUUCGCGCUGCUGGAGCUGCUGCUGCUCGCGCCCGACGGUCCCCCCGCCGCCGCGCACGCGCACCUGCGCUACACCGUGCUGUCGGUGUUCUUCGUGGUCCUGGCGGUUCCGGUGGUCUGGCUGCACGAGCUCACCGCCUCCGAGCUGCGCUGCCGCUGGCUGUGUGCGCGCUUCUGCACGAGCCUGGCCGUGAACGCGCCGCUGCUGGCGGUGCGCUGCCUGCAGGUGUUCGUGCACGAGGCGCCGGCGUCGCUCUUCAUGUUUAAGAACGUCUUCUUCCUGCUGUGCGGCCUCGUGGAGCUCGUGGAGCAGUGCGUGGCGGUGCGCGGCCUGCGGAGGCCGAGCGGCGGCCGCGGCGCGGCGCACGUGUCGCACUGCGUGUCCGAGAACGACAUGUGCCCGCGCGGCUACGUCAACACACUGGCCGUCAGCCAGUCCUGAGGGGGCGUGGCCAGCAGGGCGCGCCUGGUCUUCUUCUGAAGCGGCUCCGGCACCUGAUUCAAUCAGUGUUUCAAUUGGUGUCUCGUC
Messenger RNA from Thalassophryne amazonica, 1224 nucleotides. RefSeq names its product transmembrane protein 121B (gene tmem121b). Bases 151 to 1137 code for a protein of 328 amino acids. The record is from RefSeq and is a predicted model, not a curated record. The transcript has a single exon. Lineage: Eukaryota; Metazoa; Chordata; Actinopteri; Batrachoidiformes; Batrachoididae.